AUGACCUCCAAGCAAACCUCAAUCCCAGAAGCCAAAGGCGGCCUUGGUGACUUAUCUCUACAGCCUGAAGAUCUCCAAAAAUGUAGUUGGGAUCAGCUCCUAGAAAUGUUCUCCAGCGCAUUAAAGGAGCACGAACAGCUUGACAGAGAUCUUCAGCACCAGACGAUGGAAUUACUCAAGGUUUUUGAGAUAUGGACACAGGUAACUGUUUCUCGUGAUGAGGACAGGUCGUAUAAGAGAUUCCAGACACGAAUGCAACAUGUCCAGAAUUCUGAGCGGGAGCUAGAAGAGAAAAAGGAACACUAUGCAAAUGUUGUCAAAGCAUUUGAAAGCGCGUUGGCGCUGCUUAAAUAG
Talaromyces marneffei is the source of this 354-nucleotide messenger RNA. RefSeq lists its product as uncharacterized. Bases 1 to 354 code for a protein of 117 amino acids. The record is from RefSeq and is a predicted model, not a curated record. The transcript has 4 exons. NCBI's taxonomy places the organism in Eukaryota, Fungi, Ascomycota, Eurotiomycetes, Eurotiales, Trichocomaceae.